UCUCCCCUUCAUUUGUUGUUGCCGCCAUUGUUAAGCUCUCUGUUUAUCUUCAAAGAUUUCAUUUGUUUUCAACAAGAACACGAAUCCAUGGAGAACGGAGAAAUCCCAGAAAACGCUAAUGAACAUUGUCCGGGUCCUCAAUCGGAUUCCGCUGGUAAAUCCGAUGCAUGCGAAGGUUGCCCUAAUCAAGAAGCUUGUGCCACCGCCCCCAAGGGCCCUGACCCAGAUUUGGUUGCAAUUGCAGAGAGAAUGGCUACUGUUAAGCAUAAGAUACUAGUUUUGUCGGGGAAGGGUGGAGUUGGCAAAAGCACUUUCUCUGCCCAACUCUCAUUUGCACUAGCAGCUAAGGAUUUCCAGGUGGGUCUACUGGACAUUGAUAUUUGCGGCCCAAGUAUUCCAAAAAUGCUUGGCUUAGAAGGUCAAGACAUUCACCAGAGCAACCUUGGCUGGUCUCCAGUUUAUGUUGAGUCCAACCUUGGGGUAAUGUCGAUUGGAUUCAUGCUUCCCGAUCCUGACGAGGCUGUCAUUUGGAGAGGACCGCGUAAAAACGGGCUCAUCAAACAAUUCCUCAAAGAUGUAUACUGGGGCGAGCUCGAUUUUCUGGUUGUUGAUGCCCCUCCCGGGACCUCUGAUGAGCACAUCUCAAUUGUUCAGUUCCUACAGGCUACCGGAAUAGAUGGAGCAAUCAUCGUCACUACGCCACAGCAAGUCUCUUUGAUUGAUGUGCGUAAAGAAGUUAGUUUCUGCAAAAAAGUCGGAGUACCCGUUCUUGGUGUUGUCGAGAACAUGAGUGGUUUGUGUCAGCCAUUGAAAGAUUUCAGGUUUUUGAAGGCGACAGAGAACGGUAAACAUACCGAUCUCACGGAGAAGGUCAUUGAGUAUUUGAGGGAGAAAGCACCUGAAAUGCUAGAUCUCGUCGCUGCCACUGAAGUCUUUGAUAGCAGCGGUGGUGGUGCAGCAAAAAUGUGUACAGAAAUGGGAGUACCAUUCCUGGGAAAGGUGCCAUUGGAUCCACAGCUUUGCAAGGCAGCUGAAGAAGGCAAAUCUUGUUUUGCUGAAAUGAAGUGUCUUACUAGUGCUGCUGCAUUGAAGAAUAUUGUUGAGAAACUGAUGACAAAUUAUUGGCUUGAAGAAAUGCAUGUGGAACAGUAGCCUAGGGUGAACUGAUGUUCAGCUUUACUUGGAUAUCUGUGUUACAGAGAUUUGUUUGCAUGUUAUGUAAUCUUAUAAUUAUGCCCAAGUUUUAGGAAUUUUCUGUGUGGUACAAUACUUGAGUUAUAGAAGUUCAAUACCCUCUGUUUCUGAACACUGAAAACUUACAAAUCAGGACUGUAAUCUUUUUGUUAAUUGUGAUUUUAUUUUUCGAAAUGUAUGCUCAACUCCUCUAUUAUACUGUUGAAUCAGGAGGGACUGGGGGUUGACAUGUUAACAUGCAUCAAUCCCCAACUGUCCUUAUGGAGAGUUGGAUUGAUGUCGAUGACCUUUGCAGAUGCUUUGAGGAGUCUUGUGUAAACGGUUACAUGCUCUUAUUCGACAUGAAAUUCUUCAUCAUUCGGCU
Messenger RNA from Hibiscus syriacus, 1558 nucleotides. Its product is annotated as cytosolic Fe-S cluster assembly factor NBP35-like. Gene Ontology annotation, cellular component: cytosol. The transcript is spliced from 3 exons. The record is from RefSeq and is a predicted model, not a curated record. Bases 88 to 1152 code for a protein of 354 amino acids. NCBI's taxonomy places the organism in Eukaryota, Viridiplantae, Streptophyta, Magnoliopsida, Malvales, Malvaceae. Gene Ontology annotation, molecular function: 4 iron, 4 sulfur cluster binding; ATP-dependent FeS chaperone activity; ATP binding. Gene Ontology annotation, biological process: iron-sulfur cluster assembly.